Molecule: messenger RNA, 4242 nt
Organism: Brassicogethes aeneus
Lineage: Eukaryota; Metazoa; Arthropoda; Insecta; Coleoptera; Nitidulidae
Source: the annotation of a GenBank genome assembly
AUGUCGAACGAUUGGAAAGAUCUGCAGAUGCGGGGCUAUUACUCCGAGCUAAUAACCUGCGACUCCGACCACGAGGAAGGCGUCUCCGAAAAUUUAUUAGGAGCCCACCGAACCACCAACAUAUUAUGGCAGAUAAAAACCGAGAAACACGCCCCGAUAGUUUCGAAGUUAACUAGACCGAAAAGAGAGGUUUUCCUUGCGCCGGCCGAGCGCUGGAUCACUUAUGAGGAAGACAGACACGUCAGUUUUCCUGUGGAGACCUUCAAACCUAAAGUACAGUUGAGGCACGUAGUGCAAUCCAAAGAGCUGCCAAGGAAUGUGGAGAUUGAGCGUAGAAGAAGGGAGUAUCAAAGGCAUAGAGCGGAAAGUGUGCUCGACAGUUUUGGUAUAUUUUCCGAACAAAUUCUACCUGUAAGAGUUCUAAGAGAUCAUAUAACACAACCACAAAACAGAUUCAAACUGUACAGUUGGGUCAGCUAUUUACCACUCGAGUUGUUUGAUGAUACUGAGUUUGAUCCAAGGACUCCUGACGACUGGCUUCAACUGGGAGUUGUUGAAAAUGUGCGUUACCCAAUACCAGCCCAGGCUUUUUUGCCCAGUGGCGUAGAGUUAACGAGAAUAGAGAAGCUGGAUAUGUUGAAUAAUAUCUACAAGUGGGUUAAUGUAGCUGUUUUGGACUAUGAUAAGCAGUUAAGUCUGUGGACUGUUCUUACUUUGGAUGGCUUGCAAAGAAGUUAUACAGUGCCAAGAAUAUAUUUAAUGUUUAAAGCAGAAGACCCAAUAAACUUUGGAAUGAGAGUUAAAGCAGCGUUAGAUCUAAGAUUUGAUGCUGAAAAUACUAUAAGAAACGAAUUUUUCAUCGAUAACAUGUUACUUACCGACAUACAAGUGGAUGAUGAAUUAAUAGAAAGAGUACUACUUUUGAGUACCAGAAUGAAUUCAUUUAAAAUAAAAAAUCAAGAAUAUUUAGAAAGAUUAAAAGAAGAAGUAAUACUAUCAUAUAAAAGAACACAGGGCGAACUCAAUUUUCGUCAUGUCAUACAAGUUUCUGAUCUUGCAAAAUUUCUUCAAGGUUCACAGAAUAAAUGUGGGGAAAAACCUCUUAAUCCAAAAAUCAACACUUAUAUGGUGGACUUCAAGAAGUCCAGAAAAUUCUACGCAUGGUUCACAAUAUACUGCAUUUCCGAAGCUUACAGGGCUGUAUCUCAAAUUGUAAACGAAUGCAUGAGAAUCGAAACUCUGAGCUUGUUCAGCACGAUUUUGGGCGCCAAGAUGGUGACAUUGGAUGAGUUCGAGUUUAUACAGAAACAAGCUUCAGACAGUUUGAUGAAACAAUUGCGAGCUACAUGGCUUGAUAUGAUAAUCUACAACACAAGAAUGUGCCUUGGGGAUUGCGGUAAAGGCUGGUACGAUUUGAUGGUGAAAAAUUUCGACAUCUACUUAAUAUCAAAGUUGUACAGAUUCAUGGAACUUAUUAGAUUCAGAAUGCAGAAUUCUUUAAGAUUAAUGAUAAUAAACUCCAUAACGCUGUACAUUAAUUUGCUAGAAGCACCCUGUCUCCCCUGCCUCCCUGUCCCCGAAAACUUUGUUUGGGGUACAGAUUUACGAAACAGCCCUUUUAAACCUACCGCACCCCCCAUAUUUUCGCUCCACAUGAAAAUGAACGAGGAGGGGGCCUAUUAUUCCACAGAACCAACCUUGUUCGAGAAAACCUUGUUACGUUUAUACGACGACGCACUAACAGAGACGCACUACAUAAAACAAAUCAAUUCGGCGUUGUUGCCAAACUUGCGGUUUGCGCCCGAUUCUUAUUUGACAUCGCUGGGGCUUUUGUCCGAUGAAAUCAGCGGCGUGCGAGAUCGUUUAUUAUUGGCCUACCAAAAAUCAUCCAUUCCAUUAAACGCGUAUGCUGCGGAAUACACGCAGCACUUGGAGCUGUACAGUCUGGUCACUGUUGAUUAUGUCGAGGCUUAUAAAGAGGAACAACACAUAGCAUCUGAGGUGAGAGAAGAGGUUGGGUUUCAUCACAAAAUGCGUGAAAAUUUGGAGGCCACGUUACCCUCGUUUAUCGUCAUCGGUCCUUUCUACCUGCACACGGAAAAUGUGAAAAAUAUGCUGAUAGCGAAAAGAACCGAGAUCAUAAAAGCACUGUUGGAUAUGUAUGCACUUAAAAUGAAGCAAUUAAUAGAAGCCGUUUUGGAAGAAUUCAAUGCAUUACUUGUGAAGCUUCAGGAAAAACCUAAUUCGAUUGAACACAUUUUUGAUAUUAAAGAUUGGAUGGAGACCAUACCUAUGACAAUAAGGCAACUGGAUGAGUCCACGAAGAGAUAUGUUAUAGAGUAUGACGUUUUGGACCAAUUUUUGUACAACCUGCCCCAAGAAGAUUUCGACAACAAGUGGACGGCGGUCGGUUGGCCGUUGCGAAUGCUCGGCUACGUCGAACAAACCGAGAUGUUCCUCGAGGAAGAAAUCGAGAGGUUCUACAAGCUGCAAAUCGCCGAUGAACUUGCCCUUGUCGAAAAAAUUGAGACCAUGACCGUGCAAGUGGUCAACCUAUCAGGUCUCAAGGAUUUCAGUAAAGUUCACGAAAUAGCGGUGGAUAUUAGGAGGCUUUGGAAGGCGUUGAAGGAGUCCCAAAGGCAAGGCCAACUGUUGAAUCAAAGGCAGAAGCUGUUUGGGAAACCUGUCAUACCGUUCGAUAGUUUGAAUAAGUUGAUUAAGGAGUUUGAGCCCUACAAAAACUUAUGGGUUACUGCAUCAGAUUGGCUUAGGUCGUAUGAUAUUUUCAUCGACAACCCUCUGGAGAACAUAGAUGGCGAGGCGUUGGAGAGAACCGUGAACGAGAUGCACAAAACGAUGGUGAAAUUAACGAAAGUUUUUGUCGAGAUAAAAGCGGUGCAAUCGGUGGCGAUCCUGAUUAAAAAUCAAAUCGAGGCUUUUAAACCGAAAAUACCUUUCAUACUGGCUUUACGAAGCCCGGGUAUGCGCGAGCGCCACUGGGACGAGUUCUUCGAGAAAACCGGCGUGAGAAUCGAGUGGAGCCCCAGCUUGACUUACCGCGAUUGCUUCGAGUUGGGCGUGGAGAACUUCCCCGACGAGCUGCUCGGUCUGGCGGAGGCCGCAGGCAAGGAGUACGCGAUCGAGCAGACCUUGGCGAAAAUGAAGACGGAAUGGACGACGUUGGAGAUGGACUUGCAGCCGUACAAGGAAACGGGCACGUGCAUCUUGAAGAUCGCCGACGAAAUACAGCAGCUGAUGGACGACCAUAUCGUGCUGACGCAGCAGUUGUCGUUUAGUCCUUUCAAGGGGCCUUUCGAGACCGAAAUUGAGGAGUGGGAGGAGACCCUCAAGACCACCUCUGCCGUUGCCGAGGAGUGGAUGGAUGUUCAAAAGCAGUGGAUGUAUUUGGAACCGAUUUUCACCAGUCCAGACAUAAGCAAACAUCUGCCCGUCGAAACAAAAAAGUACAAGACAAUGGAAAGAACGUGGAGAAGGAUUAUAAGAAACGCGCUGAAUAACCCAAACAUUAUUGAGUAUUGCGGCGACAAGAACUUGCUGGAAAGCUUGAGGGACUGCAACCACUCUCUGCAAAUUGUACAGAAAGGAUUAACUGAAUAUUUGGAAACCAAGAGGACGGUAUUUCCACGACUGUACUUCCUCAGUGACGAUGAACUUUUGGAGAUUCUGUCGCAAGCAAGAAAUCCACUGGCCGUCCAGCCUCAUUUGAGAAAAUGCUUCGAAAAUAUAGCUAGGCUAACGUUCGAGGACGACUUGAAAAUAACUCAGAUGUUUUCUGCCGAAGAUGAAUGCGUCGACUUGGAACCGACGUUGUAUCCGAUAGGGGGCGUUGAAGAUUGGUUGUUGAUAGUCGAAGGCAACAUGAAAAAUACAGUGAGGAUUAAUUUGGGUCGUGCCUUGGAUGACUUGUACAAGAGGAAUCGGGCUGAAUGGGUGCUUAGAUGGCCGGGGCAAGUGGUAAUCGCCUGCAGUCAGACCUUUUGGACGGCUGUUGUCGAGGGAGGAAUCCGCGAAAAUAAUUUGGAGCAUGUUUUCAAUAACGUCAUUUUAGUCAAUCUUGAUGCUUUGCGAGGCCUUGUGAAGGGUUCAUUAACGUUUUUGCAACGAGAAAUAUUAUCAGCUCUAAUAGUUAUCGAAGUACACUCCAGAGACGUUACGCAAACUUUGGUAGAGCUAAAAACUACCAACAUCAAUGACUUCGAUUGGAUCAGUCAACUCAGGUAA